Molecule: messenger RNA, 3683 nt
Organism: Linum trigynum
Lineage: Eukaryota; Viridiplantae; Streptophyta; Magnoliopsida; Malpighiales; Linaceae
Source: the annotation of a GenBank genome assembly
CUCGACCCUCUCUCUUGCAGGGCGCAUCACAUUGGCUCUGUCCUUAAUGACCUCUCUACCGGCAUACACAAUGCAGACCACCUUAUUAUCGACUAGCUUCGGGAUUAUAUCGACAGGAAAUUGAGACCAUUCAUAUGGGAUAGUUCUGAAGCGGGGCGCAAAAUUCACCUUAUGGAUUGGCAAACUCUAUGCCGACCAAAGGAGGAAGACGGCUUGAGCAUAAGAGAUGCCACAAAAAUGAAUGAUGCUUUUAUGCAUAAGAUAGCUUGGCGAUUGAUGCAGGAAUCUGACAGUUUGUGGGCGCAGGUCAUAAGGAGCAAGUACGUGAGAAUGGAGGGGGACCUUGUUCGACCCAGAACCUCAGGCCAUAUGUCCAACCUUUGGCAAGGAGUACUUAGAGUUCUACAUCUAUUACCGGAGGCUACCAUGUGGAAUGUUCAGAGUGGCCGACAGACGAGAUUUUGGAUAGAUAUAUGGCUUCACGACGCACCCCCUUAGGCUGAUUUGGCUGUUGAUCUUCCUAAUGAGGCGAGACACCUUACAGUGGCGGAUAUGGUUCUCAAUGGUGAUUGGAACUUGGAUUAUAUCCGCGUGUUCUUGGACCCGAGUUUAGUGGAGCAGAUUUAGCUCCAUGACACUCCUAGAGAAGCGGCCCAGGAUGAGCCAGUUUGGCGUUUCUCAUCAAACGACUGAUUAUCUCUAAACUCUAAAGACGGCGUAUGAGCUUAUCAAUGAGGAAAUUGAACCGUGAGCUGCUCACCUGCUGUGGAGAACAGUUUCGAAGAUACCCACCACCUAGGGAAUUCAUACUUUCUUCAGGCUUUCGUCAUAUGGCAGGUUACUAACUAAUGCCAAGAGGCAGCGAUGCCACCUGUCUGGGUCGGACCUAUGUCCAGUGUGUGGUAACAACAGCGAAACGACUCUUCAUGUAUUAACGGACUGCUCCUAUGCAAGGGUGGUGUGGUCUAAUUUCCUGGAGGAUGAACCAGCCAAAAUUUUCUUUCUAGAGGAUGUGAAUGCGUGGAUGAUGUACUACUUAACGGGCAGGAGUUCAAGGGUGAAGUCGUCGCUCAAUGUUGUAUUGUGUUGCUUGUUGUGGAAGAAUAGAAACACUCGUGUUUGAAAAGAAGCUAAGCACGGUCCAAUCUAUCCAAAUGAGUGCAAGGAGGCUGAGUCAACAAAUGGAGGAGGCAUUCGACAAAGAACAGGUUCCCUUAGAAAAAGAGCUGCCGAAAAUGUGGAAAUGGGUUGGUGGAGACCCCCUCAGCAUGGAUGUUACUGUGUCAACACUGAUGGUUCAGUGUCACUAUCGAUGCAAAGCUCGCCCGCAGGAGGAGUUGUUCGAGACGAGUCAAGCCGCUUCUUGGGUGGCUUCACAAUGAACCUAGGAGGGGGAUCGAUAACAAGGGCAGAGCUGAUGGGGAUGUUUCACGGCUUGAGGUGUGUCUGGCUGGGUGUUCAUAAAUUGAAACUGCAUAUUGAUUCCCGAACUGCGCUCGAGCUGGUGGAAAUGGCGAUGCAAUUUCAUCCUCAUUACCAGCUUGUUCUGCAGAUCCAGAGGAUGUUGGAGCGUGGGUGGGAAGUUUGGAUGGGACACAUCUUCAAAGAGGGUAAUGUGGUUGUUGAUUUUCUUGCCUCGACCGGUCACCUCAAACCUCUGGACAUUCAUCUUGUUCUUAGUCCUUGACCGACUUUGCUUCAUUGGCAGAUAUUUGAUCUGGUAGGGAGCAAGAAUCUCAGGCUAGUCUCGUGAUUGUAAGGCACUAUUGGCGCCUGUUUAUUUCCAAAAAAAAUUACUAAAAUUUUGGAAUGUUGACCUUCAUGUGUCUUUUCCAAGUUAGUAUCAUGAUGUCAAGUCAAUAUUACUAACAAAAUUUCUAACUCGAAUUUAACAUUUGGCUAAUUCUUAGUAUUUCAAUAGGUUUUGGCUAGUAAAAAAGAAUUCGAAAAAGGUUCGGCUAAUAAAUAGUCAUUACCCAAAAAAAUUCCCAAAAUACAUAAGUUAUAAAAUUUUCUCAAUCUACACAUGUUUGACAUUCACAGUCGUCGUCUAACGCAGUGAAGAACAUAACCGCCAUCGUUCAAAGCGAGGAGCAAUCACCGCUUUUCUGAAAAGCGGGGAAGAGAUCAUUGUGUUUGUAUAAAGCAAGGAAUAGAUCACUGCAUUUGUUUAAAACGGGAAAGUAGUCACCGCUAACGUGUAACGCGGUGAGGCGUCAGAUAUGGCAAGAAAACCAUAAUCCGAGUCCCCGCCCAUUCACCUCUGCCACUAGAUGCAGUGAGGCGCGAAUUAUGGUUUUCCUCAAAGGCGUACUCUUCCAUGCCUUUGACCAACGCGAGGAAUGCUCUGUCUUCUCCCCCAACAUAUCCUUCCCCUAUAAAUACCACUCCUCCUUCCCCUUCCAAACCACACCACCAAACAUUUUAUUCUUUCUCCCUCCAUCCUCCACUCUAGUUUCAUUCUAAAUUUGCUCUGUGGUUGCAGCUAAGUCCGAUCUUCCGCAUCAAAAAGAUUUCUAAAGUUAUUUCCUUCAACCAUCCCCUCUAAAAAUAUGUCAAACCUCUGCCCGACUUCCAACAAAAAAUGGACUAAGAGGCUCUUAGGGUACGUACUUGUUAUGUAUUAGUGAUUUUUUUGUACGCAAAGUAAUAUGAUUUUAUUCAAAAAAUUUAUAGAUGGGUGUCGAAUUACACGAACCUCGAAUGUAUAUCGAUCCUGGGCCAAGGGAUAGGAGGUAUUUAUCCGAGCAAGAAAAUCAUCGCUCCCAUGCAAUUUGAAACAACAAUCCGGUAAACACUACGUACCUAUAUAUUUGUAAGUUAUUUAUUUCAUGCUUAAUUUUAUUUUAUUGAAAUUUAUUUCAUGCUUUGCUUUAUUUAAUGUAAAUUUAUUUUAUGCUUAAUUUAUUUAAUUUAGAUUUAUUUCUUGCUUCGAUUUAUUUAAUUUAGAUUUAUUUCAUGCUUAGUUUUAUGUAAUCUAAAUUUAUUUCAUAUAUCGCUUUAUUUAAUGUAGAUAUAUUUCACGCUUAGUUAUAUUUAAUUUAGAUUAUUUCAUGCUUAGUUUCAUUUAAAUUAGUUUUAUUUCAUGCUUCCCUUUAUUUAAUUUAGUAUUUUGGUUUCCUUUGACUAACAUCUUUUGUGUUCAGGAUUUUUGUUUUGUAGAAUUCACUUGUUCCCGUCAUUCAUAGAGGGACAACACGCUUGUCUGCUUGGCAUGCUCGACUCUCACCGUAUCUAGAGAUGACAAGUUUGGAUAUGGUGAGACACUUCAUGCGGAUUGAGAUCGACAAUCAUCCGCUGACGGCAAUGGCAGAGCGACGGCGUCCGAAACACAUACGUUCCAUUUUCCCAAGGGGGAAAUGAUGAUCACCCUUAGAGACGUUGCCAUCCUCACCGUAAUGUCGGUCAUUAGAGAUGCGAUCAUCGGAUACUCGGGGAGACCCGAAUUAGGCUGUGGGCCGUUGAUUCUCAAUCGUCUGGGCUUCAACAUGCCGACCCAGACUGAUAGGGGUGGGCAACGGGGCGGGACUGGGUACCCGUCCCGUUUAAAACGGGUACCCAAUCCCAUUUGAAGAGAAAAUUUCAUCCCAUAUCCCAAACUCGUAUGGGUUAACGGGUACCUAUUACCCGUACGGGAUGGAUAACGAGUACCCACGGGUAACCCAUAAAAGCAACAUUUCACG